Messenger RNA from Caenorhabditis auriculariae, 3214 nucleotides. Lineage: Eukaryota; Metazoa; Nematoda; Chromadorea; Rhabditida; Rhabditidae. The record is from the annotation of a GenBank genome assembly.
AUGUACAGGUGAACAUUGCAUUGUAAAUAUUAUUUUAAAAAAAGAUUAAUAAUAGAAAACCUAAAUCAAGGCGUUUUUUUGUUAGUGGAAGAAAAUGCAAAUCCAAAAAAAUGAAGAUAGACGUGAGACGAAUGUAGUUCCUCUUUCAAAAAAAAAAACGCGAUUUUUCCGUUUCAUUUUUUUUAAAAAACAAAUGUUUAAAGUGAUUCCGCGAAAUUCAAAAUAGCCACCAGAGAGUGAAAAAUAUAACUGAAUUUCCGAAUUUCAGAUAUAAUUUUGAUAUUCGCGAAAUUUACUUAAACGUGGCAUGUGCGAGAGCGCCGCGCCGCGCCGCGGUGCAUGCAUACGACACACUAAACUUUACGCACAAAAAAAUGACCGGAGUCGCCAAAAAAAAAAAACCCGUGAAUUUUCAAUCAAAACUCUAUUGCAGUUUGCACCAAUUCGUCCCCCUACCUCCAAAAAACGAUAUCGAUUGCGAUUUAUACUCAAAUGCUUCUUCACCGGAACUGGAUAACUAUUUGAGAAAUCGAAGUGUUUUUGGAGCCAACAGCUCCCGACGGAGUGUGAGUUUUUUUCUUUAAUUAUUGAAAAAAAUCAAGUUUGCAGUUGUUUCUCAAUUCGAAAACGACGCUAUUUCCCGACGGAUUUACCGAAAAGUCUGGUCGGCUAUCAUAUGAUUUUUUUCGUCCGAGUUGUUUCUGCGGUAAGAUUAAAAAGUGUUUUCUUUGAUCAAGUAGAAAAUGAUUGGUUUCCAUUUAAUAUAUGAUUAUAGACGUUUUGAAAAGUUCUUUUAGAAUUUCUCUACAUAGGCAAAGUAGGAAAGGGUGAAAAAAGGCUCCAGAAAUGUUCCUUUUUUGCUGCCUUUUUGCGUCAGUUUAUUGACCCUUAUGCACCAUUUUUGCUGCCUCUACCUUUUUCCACCAUUUCUUGAGCCUUUAAAGUCCCAGAAAAAAAAAAUAAAAGGCUUGAUAAAGGGACCUUUUUUGCCGCCUUUCUGCUGCAUUUAAUCUUACAAAAUACCAGAAACCUCCCUGAAAAAAUCAUUGAAGUUUUUUCGAACACUAGAGCGCGAUGAAAGGUCACAAAAAAAGGCAAAUUAACGGAAAAAUCGACUAAAACAAAAAAUUCAAGCUGAAACGGCUAUCUUGGUCCUAAAAGAAAUUGACGCUUUAUUUCACAGAACCACCAGGGGCAAAGUCCAAAAUCACCUAAAAAGAACCUGUGGGCAAAAGGCCCUAAGAAUGACCUUUAAAGGCCAAAAAAAGGAGGCAAAAAGAAAUGUGAAAAAAGGUAGAGCCCGAGAAUCUUCUGACCCCUUUUAAGGAGCUCAAAAAUAAGCUUCUUAAGCUCUUGAGGUGUUUGGACUUUUCCCGUGAAACGCCUUCGACUGAAAUGAGCUUGAUAUUUUUUAUUGCUCAGAAACUACAUUUUUAUCAAUCUGCAGGACUACGAUUUCGUAGAAGAAGUACUGACAAUGAUGUACUCCCCGACGCACUUUUUCUGCUUCGCUGUCGACUCCACGGCUGAUGAUAUAUUCCGUCAAAGGGUGACUUUUUUUUUCUUCUUUGAAGAAAGCAACCUUUGUGAUCUUUGUAAUAUUCGUUUCGUUCCGUAUUCCUUGUCAUGAACCUGUUUCGUGUCAUGAGAAAGAAAUCUUUGAACAUUUUCUUGUAGAGAUGUAGUUUCUGCAAGGUUUAUCGAUUCGAAAAUUUUUCCAGAUGAGAAAACUUGGCGACUGUCUCGUGAACAUCUUGGUGCCUAAAGUCGAGUUUGAUACUUCCACAAGUCACGGACUUAUAAAAGCCCAUCAGAGCUGCUUCGAAGAGUUGAAAGACUACGAGUGGAAGCACGCCUUGGUCAAUGCGGUUUGUUUUUUCAUUUCGGCAGUAUGUAAAUUUUCGUCGGCGGUGCAUGCACAAGCAACAUCAUAUUUGACGACUUUUUUGAGUUGGACGUAGCUCUGGGAUCGCCGUGAUAAAUAAUCGGGAAAAUCAUCAAAAACUGUUCAGGAAAACGAUAUGCCCCUCUUUUCGACCAAAUUUUUCGCAAGAAGAGCUCGCCGGCUGAGAGAUUUGACGGAUAUUAAUGGGUUUGUGAAGAUUUUUAAAAAUCUCAAGACUAUGAUAAAAAAAAAAUUUUACAGAGUGAUUUUGAAGCCUGAUACGAUACUCUCUGCAAAUCCAAACGAUACAAAAAGCGAAUGUGAGCAAUUUUUUCUUCUUUGAAUUUUUCAUCCGUUGCUAUUCGAGAAAUCGCUGCUUCCUGUUGAGCCUUUUAUAUUGACGGCUUUUUUUCUACUUCUUCACUUAUAAGUCCCUAGAAAAGUUCAGAAAUCUUGAGAUUUUUGAGGAAUUAUUUGUCUUCAUUGCAGUUCUAGAUGUGAUUUUUUUCAUAAUAUUAAUAUUCCAGAAUUUUAUUUUAGUAAUCCUUUAUAAAUAACAGCUACAAAAUAACUUUUAUUCAUAAUAAACAAGCAAUUACGGUUUUUGCGCGUCGCUUUUUGUGUAUCAUGUGCAUUGCGUACAAAACAUUUUAUACUCCGCCGCUGCGGUGGGCGUGUCGUCGAUUUGGUGUCGCCGUGUUGAGUGAAUGUACGAUUUUUCAAACUCUUCAUUUUUGACUCAAAAUAAUGAAAUUUAAACAAUUAUCUAGCUCAAUCUUUAAUUUUCAUCCUUAUUAGUUCAACAAGCUUCAUCUUUCCUGCGUCUUUUUCGAUAUCCCUUUUUCAACUAUUCCUAACCAUAAUUUUCAGUGUAUAAAACGGCUAAAACCUUCCUGAAACGUCUCGGUUCCACGGCCACUCUCAACAAGCAGACCCAAGCUGCAUUAUACCAAUAUUUGAGCAACUUACCCGAUUUUCAAUUAGUAAGGGCACUGAACUAUGAUAUGUUUUCAACAAAAAUUCAGAAAAACUCAACAAAGAUGAGGAUAGAAGCGGACUGCAAGUCGAAAAAUUACGACGCCGACGGCAGUUGCAUAUACGGAAUGGAAGAUUUCGCUACGAUGAGGUAAAAAAUAUUUAACCGACUUUUCUAAAACUUCAUGGUUUUUCAGGAAUUCCCCAAAGCUUUUCGUGCGCGGCGACCCCCAUUUCGACUUUGGAUUCGUCCAAUGUCUUCACGAAGUCGUUUUUCAACGAACUUUUUAUGAGCCUAAUGUUAAUGACGUUUUCAAACUUGUCGGUGAACAUUAUUCCGAAGAUGCUCAUUAA